This is a messenger RNA of Yarrowia lipolytica CLIB122, 1200 nucleotides long. Lineage: Eukaryota; Fungi; Ascomycota; Dipodascomycetes; Dipodascales. The record is from the annotation of a RefSeq genome assembly.
AUGAGUUUAAAAUUAAAUAUUCAAAGAUGAUUAUUUUCUACAAAUGCUAAGGAUAUCGCGGUUCUGUAUUUUAUUUUUGCUUUAUUUUCAGCAAUGAUUGGUACAGGAUUAUCCGCUAUAAUUAGAUUAGAAUUAGCUAACACAGGAUCACCGUUCUUACAUGGAAAUACUCAAGCAUUUAAUGUAGUGAUCACAGCUCAUGCAAUAUUAAUGAUAUUCUUCUUCGUCAACAAUAGAAUAUUAUUUAAAUCUCAUACACCAAAUAAUAAUAUAAUUAUAAAUCCUGAUAGUGUUAUAAUAAGUGAUAAUAAUAAUAACAAUAAUAACAAUAAUAAUAAUAAUCAUUUUAAAUAUACUAAAGUAAUAAUAGAAGAUCCAUUAAACAAUAGAGAUAUAUUAUUAAGGGUAGCAAAAGGUCAAAAAGGUAUAUAUAUUUGGGAAAGUAUAGAUGGUAAAAAUAAAUAUGUAGGACAUUCUAUAAAUUUAUAUAAUAGAAUAUCAUCAUAUUAUAUGCCAAGUAUCUUAAAAACUAAAGCUAGAAAAGUAUUAUCAUAUUUAAAUGAAAAUGGUUUUAAAGAUAUUAAAUUAACUAUAUAUAUUUUAAAUUCAGAAAUAUUAAUAGAUGAUUUAGUAAAAUUAGAACAACAUUUCUUUGAUACAUUAAAACCAAAUUUAAAUAUGACUUUAAUAGCUAGUGCUACUUAUAAUAAUGGUACUAUGAGUGAAAAUGCUAAAUCAAAAUUAAGAACUGAAAGAGGUAUACCUAUCUUUAUAUAUGAUGUAAAUACUUUAAAUUUAUUAUAUAUAUUUGAAUCUAAACAAGAUAUGUAUAAUAAAUUACAUAUACAUCAUAUUACUUUAAAUAAAUGUUUAGACUUAAGUGAAUUUUAUUUAGAUAAUUUUUUAUUAUCAUUAGAUUAUAUAGAAGAAUUUAUAAAUGAAGAUAUAUUAUCUUUAGAUGAAAUUAUAAAUUUAAUAACUAAAAGUAGAGAAAUAUAUAAAAUAACAAGACAACCUAAAUCUAAAAAGAUAUUAGCAGAAUUUAAAGGUAAUCCUGAUAAUAAUAAAGUAUUUACAUCAUUAAAUGAAUUAGCUAAAUAUUUAAAAGGAGAUAGAGCUACUAUUAGAAAAUAUUUAAAAGGAGAAGGUUAUUAUAGAGGAGUAUGAAGAUUUAAAUACUGGCAAGGCGAGAUAAAAUAG